Molecule: messenger RNA, 678 nt
Organism: Gymnodraco acuticeps
Lineage: Eukaryota; Metazoa; Chordata; Actinopteri; Perciformes; Bathydraconidae
Gene: alkal1
Product: ALK and LTK ligand 1
Exons: 6
Coding region: 91-564 (157 amino acids)
Biological process (GO): positive regulation of ERK5 cascade; positive regulation of ERK1 and ERK2 cascade
Molecular function (GO): receptor tyrosine kinase binding; receptor signaling protein tyrosine kinase activator activity
Source: RefSeq, a predicted model, not a curated record
CAGACAACGCCUGGAAGGAUUUUGCUGAAGACAACUGUGUCCACUCUCCAGGACAUAAGCAACUUUACCUCCUAAACUAACAGUGAAGUCAUGCAGGUGGAGAGGAAAUGGCACAUUCUGUUUACUAUAUUCUUUUUGCUCAUCACCUCGGGCCAGUGUAUGGACAGCAAGGUCGUCAAGCAGAAAGAAAGAAGGACCCUGUUGGAUCUAAUCUUACAGGUUAUCAGAGAAAGCCAGCAACGGGACAAAACCGUCUCCAGACGCUGUAGCAGUGGACUCUUCACUUCAGCACAAGACAUGAAGUCCACCUCCCGUGAAAAGCCUUUCUAUGUUCAUAGGCUGGAUAACAGUAGACUCAUAGAAAUUGUUCCUAGAGAUGUAAACAUGAAAGGAAAAUUCAUUCAGCAUUUCACAGCAGGACCAGUCAAGUUCUCGUCGGAGUGCAGAACACACUUUCAUAGACUUUAUCAUAACACAAGGGAUUGCUCAAGACCAGCAUAUUACAAAAGAUGUGCAAGAUUGCUAACACGAUUAGCAAUGAGUCCUCUCUGCAUGCAAUCGUAGAUGUUGCAUGUCCCAACAUAAUGGAAGAGGGAACAUUGUGUUGCCAAGGAAGUGCCUUCAAAUCCACAGCAGUCAUAUGAACAUUGUCGAGUUUAUUGUGUUUCUAUUUUUGUU